Messenger RNA from Achroia grisella, 1137 nucleotides. RefSeq lists its product as uncharacterized. The record is from RefSeq and is a predicted model, not a curated record. The coding region runs from base 228 to 896 and encodes 222 amino acids. The transcript has a single exon. Lineage: Eukaryota; Metazoa; Arthropoda; Insecta; Lepidoptera; Pyralidae.
AGUAAUCUGAGUGGCGUCCUUUUCAUCGUAGUUAAUAAGUUAUUUUUCUUAUCGAAUCAAAUCCGCAAAUCCAGUCCACUACGAAAUAUAAGUAUGUUUUGAUCUCGUGUGUUUUUUCUUAAUAAAUUGUAUAAAUGAAUCUCUGCUUCGAAUAGAUACGUCGUAUUUAUCUUUAUAAUAUAUACUUACUAUGAUUCUGUGGAUAACUCAAUCCUUGAACAAUCAAUAUGGGUGAGUUUACUUCAUCCGAUUGUUCCUGGAAAAAAAUGGUGAUAGCCAAAACAAACAACAAAUGGAUAUCUACUAUCAGAACGGACGCUUCAAAUUCGGAGGACCUUCUAAAUACUAAUAAUUUCAGUGUAGGAGACGAACAAAUGUCUCGAAGAUCGGUAAAAACUGAACAAGAAGAUCGAAAUGUAGAGCCAGAUGUUCAGGCCUCUAAUGUAGAACCGGAAUCAAUGUUACAAGAAGUGGAUCCACUUUCAAUUCCAGCACCACUAAUGAGAAGGCGUAGAAAAGGUUCAGUACCUAAAAAUGAGACACCAGAUGAGAGAUCAGCUAGACUGGCUAAGAUGUCUGCUUACGCCGCCCAGAGGCUUGCUAACGAAUCACCGGAACAACGUGCCUUGAGGUUGAGACGAAUGUCUGAAUAUGCAGCCAAGAGAUUGGCACAAGAAACAAGAGAACAAAGAGCCAAGCGGUUGGCUCGCAUGUCAGCAUAUGCAGCUAGGAGGCUCGCAGAGGAAACUCCCGAACAGAGACAAGCAAGAUUAGCUAGGAUGUCAGCGUACGCUGCCAGGAGGCAGGUUGUGAAAAAAAUAAUUCAUCCCAGCAGUAGUGUUGGCAUAGGUCCAAUAAAUUACAAUAUAUCUGAUGUUACACAAGACCAAAGUUGAAAUUACAUCUCAAGAAGUUUUAAAUGAAUGAAUAGUAAUAAUUAUUAUAGAUAAUUAAUAAUUAAGCUUUUCUACAGAGUUAACAUAAAAUAUACAUAAUAGAUAUAGGUAUUUUUACACUUUUUUUGUUUACAUAAAUGCUUAAAUUUAGAAUCUUAUAUUAAUUUUAUCUUAGUUUGUAUUUAUUAAUAAUAUUUAACAGUCAAUAAGCCUCUGUUUUCUGUAAAUAAUAUUAUUUUUA